Molecule: messenger RNA, 3686 nt
Organism: Trichomycterus rosablanca
Lineage: Eukaryota; Metazoa; Chordata; Actinopteri; Siluriformes; Trichomycteridae
Gene: ttc34
Product: tetratricopeptide repeat domain 34
Exons: 7
Coding region: 1-3213 (1070 amino acids)
Molecular function (GO): protein binding
Source: RefSeq, a predicted model, not a curated record
AUGGCACACAUGCACAGCUUGGACAGGAUCUGCUUAGAACAGGUCAUUUUGGCUCUCGAGUCUUGGCUUGACAGUCAUGGGGUGACACAAAAAUCCAUGGACGGUCUUAACAAAGGGUUGGCCGCAGUAUUCCUGUCAACUCUGUGUCCCAAUAAUGUUUCAGCUUCGGUUUUCAAAAUGGAAUCAGUCCUGCUAGGAGCUGGCUAUGGCUCAGAAGAGAUCUUUGCCCGCUGUUCAGCUCUUUUGAAGGAAAAAGCUACGCCUUGUCCUAAGGGUCUGACACGGUUGAUUUUGGAGUUGACUAGCGCUCUUGCCUGCUUGCUAUCAGAUAUGUAUAACCCUAAAUGUGCUAAGCUGUAUCUGCAGGCUUUCCUUGGAAACAGAUCAGAAACAGUGAGGCUGGUCAAGGGUCGCCAUGCUGAGCAUUUACCCAGAAUAGUCAAAGCUUUUUUUGAGCAAAUGGCUCCAAAAUUCCCAAUGGUCUACACUGAGUGCAAACUGGAUAACAUAGACAAUUUUUCAGCUUCUGAUUCAGUUGAGUUUCUACUUGCUAUUUCACCUGAUAACACACUUGUAAGGGAGCUUCAGGCAGGUGUGUUGUUCUCCCAAGGCAAAUUUGAUGAAAGUGCUGAAGCUUUGACCCUGGCAUUACAAUUAAGUGAUACCCAGACAGAUGCAAAAACAAAUUUUGACUUGAUGGUACAAGGAACGCCACCAGAACGGAGAGCUAGUUUACUUGUGGCCAGAGCGGCUGCCUUAUUCUCAGCCGGUGGUCGAGUGAGUGAAGCUUGCCAAGACCUUGCUGAAGGUUUUGCUGUUUACCCAGCAACAGCCAGACACCAGUUCCAGAGGCUGUUCUCCAAAAACGGCACAGGAGCUCUAGUUCGUAUCGAAUUGAGGCAGCAGGCAGAGAAAGGACUCUCCAGUUUCAGAGAGACAGUUCUGCUAAGAUCUGACCUGCGUUCCACAGCUGGUAUGGAGCUCCUAGACCCCGUCAUUGCCCAGCUGCGAGCUCUGUGCCACCUGGAGCCUGGUGGAGGAGGUCGGGAACUUCGUGUACGAUUGGCAGACUGUUUGCUUCUACAUGGAGAAUUUAGAGAAUCUAUGUCUAUCAGCAGCCAGCUUGCAGCGGCUUCUCAGGCCCAACAAAGCUACCAAAACACAGUGCAGGUACUUCGUGGCUUUGCUCGGCUCCUUUCCGAAGACCAGCAGGGAGCUCUGAAGGAUUUCCAGGCUGUGAUUGAGUACAGUGCUCCUCAUCCUCAGAGCUGUGUGCGUGCGCUGUGCGGAAGAGGCUUGCUAAGGAUGAUCACUGGCUCACACUACCUGACUGCUCUGGACUACAUCACAGCAAGCCAGCUUCAGCCUCAGGACACUGCACUGACUGUGAGGUGCCUGGUACCAUGGAACUACCGUGGUCUGCUGUGCACUGUUUUGCUUGAGCAAGGAAGGACAAUGCUGGAGGAGUUUGGAGGGCAGAGAAAAACAAGUUCUAAUACAGUCCAGGACCAUGAAAUGAGCAACCAGGUGCCAUCUACACAACCAAAAGACAAUCACAAUCAAUCAGUGCCAACUAAAGAGGUGCACAACAUCAACAAGGACAGAAUAGCUGUAGGUGUGCAUGCUCUUGCUCUUCUACUGAUGGAGUUGCAGCCAGGUACAGAUGCGCCUCAGAUCCUCGCAGCAGAUGCUCUGUACCAGCUGAACCGUGCUGAGGAGUCAUAUCGUCUUCUCCUCUGCACAGAGCACUCGACUCCUCGCUCCCAGGUCCUUGCCCGACUUGCCCUGCUCCAGCUGCACCGCGGAUUUCUCUAUGAUGCCCACCAGCUGCUGAAGAAGCUUAUCCAGUGUGGAGACACUAGCUGUCUUGGCUCUCUGUUGUCUGUGACGGCUCUAAAAGACCGGACACUUCUGGAGAAACACUGUCACGAUGCAUCAAAACGCAUUCUGUAUAGUCAACAAGAGGAAAGUGCCAUUAGAAAGGCUGUGGCCUAUCUGUCCAUUGCCAUUAUGGCUUCAGGUGGUGAAGCAGUAGACUCAUUAUUGGAGAGGGCCAGAUGCUACACUCUGCUGGGCCAAAAGAAGACUGCUAUUUUUGACUUUACUGCCAUUCUUAAGGAGCACCCAGAUCAUGUGCCAGCUCUGUGUGGGAGAGGGUUCACCUAUCUCAUGCUAAACCAGCAGAAGGAAUCCACACAAGAUAUCCUGGCAGCACUUCAGGUUAAUGCUGAAGAAGUAACUCGGAGUAUUCUGUCCCUAAAAGACAAAGCACGGAAGCUUAUCUGCGAAUGGCUACAUCAGCAAUGCCGCUCAAGUCUUUCCACCACUGUAUCUACCAAUCCAGUCCACCAUCAACAGAAAUGUCUACAAGAAGUCUUUCUGAUCAGUUGCAUGCUCCGAAAAAUCAACAACAGGGAUCCAAGGUGGCACCUCCUCUAUAUAGACGUCCUGCUUGCCCGAGGGGAUAUAAAGACAGCUGGUGCACACCUCAGGGACCUCUUUGGUCAGGAGCCACGAGAUGCAGCAGCACAGGCCAGGUGUGGAGUGGUGGAAAGCUGGAAAAAGAACUUUAGAUCAGCAGCCAAGUGCUUAAGUGGAGUGUCUGAAAAAGAUCAGUCGGUGCUAGACUUUCUCUUGGCACUUAUUCAGCCUCAACAAAGAAAACAUCUGGCACAGGCAGCGUCUCAGGAGGCGAGCGGCGUGUCCGAGAGCGGCCACUGGCAGCAUGCGCUGGCUUUGCUCACCGUGGCCGUGCAAGCCCUGGGUGGCACGAAGCUCCAGCACCUUCGUCAGCGUGCAGCAUGCCUGGCGCAGCUGGGUCUCCAUGAGCGGGCGGUGUCAGAUCUGGACCAUGUCAUUCUCUGUCACAAUGAAGGGAACAAAGAAGAGGCCAAGGUGAGGGCGGAGGAUCUGUGCAGACGGGGUCGUAGCUCGCUGCUGUGUUCCCGGGACAAGGUGGCUGUAGAGGACUUCUCUCUGGCUUUGGAACUGCACACAGAGCAGGCACUGAUGUGUGUGGAGGCUGGACCGGGGAGGCAGCACAUGGCUGAGCUGUUUUUACGCUUUGCGCUGCAGAAUUAUGGAGAGAAGCAGCUGGACAAAGCCUGGUGUCUCACAGAGAGUGGCCUGAAGGUAGACAGUAACCAUGCAGAGCUACGUCGCCUUAAGGCCAGAAUCAACCGGGAGGUUUCUGGAUCAUGUAUUGUCCACUAAAAAAGCAAUAUUGACAUAAUAAGUGAGGUAACAAAUAUUUCACAGGCUAAAUUGAACUUUGUUGGAAAGGUUAAAUAGUCAUUUAUCUUGCUUAUUUUUGGGCUUCAUUUGUUUUAUGGUAGACAUUAAUCAGUGCUGGCGUGUCUGAAUACAUAUGGUGGGCAAUGCCUUCAAUCUGUAUUAUUUAUUUAUUUAUUUAGUAUUUAUUUAUUUAAUUUUUCCCUUUUGCAUCUUAGUUGGAUAUACUUAAUUCCCCUGUGAACCAUUCCUGGGCGAGGUGCUCCUCAGACUAACACAUGCAGCCUUUACACUGGCCCAUGGUUUAUUCUUACCGAGAGCUUCAGUGUUCAGGUGCACUGCCUGUGAUAGACUGAUGACCUCUCCGGGUUGUUUCUUCCCUCUAGCCCGAUGACCCUGACCAGGAUAAAACAAUAAUAAAACAGAUAAUGAAAUAAACGAAUUAAUUAAUGCUG